GCCAGGCUACACGGGGCCGGACACGCACGGUUCUCGAACGGCACACAUUCCGCCACGGCAGCCAGUCAGCAAGGAAAUUCGUCGUGUCCGUGUGGCGCAAGUCGGCAACCGGAUCAUUCCAGCCAAGCUGCAUCGAACGCCAGCGAGUGCGGUUCCCGAAACGUGCCAAUUUCGCGUUCCAGCAAGGCAGCGUGGCAGCAUAACACGCAGGUGUGCGACGGCGGUGGGCGGAUGCGCGACGACGGUGAAAGAGAGCGGUGAAAGCGGCUGGCCGCAAUUGCUCGUCGAGUGCGAAGAGAAGAAAAGAAAAAAAAAACGACGGUUCCAUAUCGACGGUGCGCACAAUAGCGAGCAUUGUUUGGCUGCAACGUUCCCACCACAAAAAAAACGUGUAUGCGACACCUGACGCAACUGGACACGUAGCCAAGAAACCGGGUGGUCCACAACGGGGGGCAGGAUGCGAGUGACGAACAUACGGGGCGGCCGGAUAUUUCGGAUCGCGGUCAGUCUAGCGAUAGUGGGCCUCAUAUUGUACAUGAUCGCGGCCUGGUCCGGCGUCGACCAGCACAAGGUGAAAGAGGUGUACCACGCGCGCUUCGCGGCACACCGUACAGGCGAGGGCGGGGGGGAUGCGGCCCCGGACCGCAGCCACCCGAAGGAGGUACCGCAGCUGGUGGAGGGACUGGGCAACUUCGAGCCAGUGGCCAGCCCAACGCCGGACGGACCCGGCGAGGGUGGCAAAGCGUACGUACUGCCCGAGGAGCAACAGAACCGGGCCACCGACGCCGAGAUGGAGUACGGCAUGAACAUCGUCGUGUCGGACGCCAUCUCGCUGGACCGCACGAUCAAAGACACCCGGUUGGAGGAGUGCAAACACUGGGACUACCCGUACGAGCUGCCCCGGACGAGCGUCAUCAUCGUCUUCCACAACGAGGGUUUCAGCGUGCUGAUGCGCACGGUUCACUCCGUGCUGAAUCGCUCCCCGAAGCACCUGCUGCACGAGAUCAUCCUCGUGGAUGACUACUCGGACAAGGAGGACCUGCGCGAGAAGCUCGAGCGGUAUAUCGAGCGGUUCGGCAGCAUGGUCAAGCUGAUCCGGAAUAGCGAACGCGAGGGUCUCAUCCGGACACGGUCCCGCGGCGCAAACGAGGCCACCGGCGAGGUGAUCGUCUAUCUCGACGCCCACUGUGAGGUCAACACGAACUGGUUGCCACCGCUGUUAGCGCCCAUCCAUCGGGAUCGGACGGUCAUGACCGUGCCCAUCAUCGACGGGAUUGACCACAACACGUUCGAGUAUCGGCCGGUGUACGCGGAUGGGCACCAUUAUCGCGGCAUCUUCGAGUGGGGCAUGCUGUACAAGGAGAACGAGGUGCCACGGCGUGAGCAGAAGCGCCGGAAGCAUGAUAGCGAACCGUACCGCAGCCCGACCCACGCCGGUGGCCUGUUCGCGAUAAAUCGGAAGUUUUUCCUCGAGCUCGGUGCGUACGAUUCCGGCCUGCUCGUGUGGGGUGGAGAAAAUUUCGAGCUAAGCUUCAAGAUCUGGCAGUGUGGGGGCAGCAUCGAGUGGGUGCCGUGUUCGCGCGUUGGCCACGUGUACCGUGGCUUCAUGCCGUACAACUUUGGUAAGCUGGCGAGCAAAAAGAAGGGCCCACUGAUCACGAUCAACUACAAGCGCGUCAUCGAGACGUGGUUCGACGGUCCGUACAAGGAGUAUUUCUACACGCGCGAACCGCUGGCACGGUUCCUCGACAUGGGCGACAUUAGCGAGCAGCUCGCGCUGAAGGAGCGCCUACAGUGCAAGAGCUUCCAGUGGUACAUGGAUAACGUCGCGUACGACGUGCUGGACAAAUACCCGAUGCUGCCGGCGAACGUGAAAUGGGGCGAGCUGAGCAACGUUGGGAAGGAAAAGUGUGUGGACGCGCUCGGGCGCCAGCCACCGGCCGUGAUUGGGUUGCAGCCGUGUCACGGGCAGGGCCACAACCAGCUGAUCCGGUUGAACGGAGCUGGCCAGCUUGGGGUCGGUGAGCGUUGCAUUGAGGCGUACAAUGCCGAGAUUAAGCUCGCCUUUUGCCGGCUCGGAACCGUCGACGGACCGUGGCAGUAUGAUGAGCAAUCUGGCACGUUGCUGCACCGGACACACAAGAAGUGUAUGGGGUAUCAGCCGCAGACGCGCCAGCUAGCGCUUAUGCCGUGUGACAUCAACAACGCGUACCAGUCGUGGAAAUUUCAGGAGAUUCAACCGCAUUGGUAACGCCGGCGAGGGCAGUGAGCAGAUCCUGGCCGGUUGCAGACGGCGGAACCACCUCAAUACAGCAAUCAAAAGGAACACUUUUCUUUCUUAGUAAAAACUUAAAUGCAAAACCCAACCGGGCGAACCGGCCGGUGGGUGGCUGCAUCCUGGGGGAGGGGGAAAGGGCGCCCCUGGUUGUUGAAAGUAUUUUUCUUUCCAUUUUACUUUUAGUACGUUGAUGAACAGUUUGGCCGUUAUACGAGUGUAUGCGCGCGCGUGUGUAU
Anopheles nili is the source of this 2514-nucleotide messenger RNA. RefSeq names its product N-acetylgalactosaminyltransferase 7 (gene Pgant7). Gene Ontology annotation, cellular component: Golgi apparatus. Lineage: Eukaryota; Metazoa; Arthropoda; Insecta; Diptera; Culicidae. Bases 458 to 2251 code for a protein of 597 amino acids. The transcript has a single exon. The record is from RefSeq and is a predicted model, not a curated record.